This is a messenger RNA of Yarrowia lipolytica CLIB122, 1164 nucleotides long. RefSeq lists its product as uncharacterized. Gene Ontology annotation, molecular function: protein binding. Lineage: Eukaryota; Fungi; Ascomycota; Dipodascomycetes; Dipodascales. The record is from RefSeq and is a predicted model, not a curated record.
AUGUUACCUCCAGAAGUGUGGCUCAACAUCUGCUCGUAUCUCGACACCAACUCAUUGCGUGCCGUCUCACUCACCUCAUGGAUGCUACAUCAGUGUGCGAGUACUCGAUUAUGGAAUUCGCCAACCAGACCCUUGCAUGCUGUACGUCAUGUGAUCCCAGCGGGCUGGGCAGCGACGGAAACCACCACGGAAGUUAUCGAUCCAAAUUCGCCUCCGCCUACUCCAGAGCCAACCAACCCUCUGUUUUCAGACUAUGACCGACGCAGUGUCGGGCUUUUGAAUACCCUAAACAAAACCCCCGACAUUGAGCUGUAUUGUCGUCACUUUGUUCGUCGUCUGCUGCUGGUGUACAAUUCGUCAGACCCCUGGUGCACGCUGGAUAGCGAGUUUGGACAUGCCAUGUUGACCAAUACCAAUUUUCAAACGCUCAAGGAUUUGACCAUAUGCAUUUUUGGAAACGGUUCAAGCACUGAUCAUCACCUGGUUAAACUCCAAGAUGCUUUCUUUCAGUGGUGCUACAGAGAAGAAGGAAGAAACGUGCACAUCACCUGUAAAAACAGCACGUUUCUGAGCGGAGAAAGCAUCGAUAAGUCGGUAUAUCUGGCCUUGCAUUCAGUCCAGCUAGCUCGAAUCAGUAAUGAGGGACUGAAUCAAUUGCUUAUGAACAGCAGUAAUCUCAAAUACUUGAGUGUCUGUUCAUCUUCGAUAAGUUCUCUCAAGAUCUGUCUACGACACAUGACAGGAUUGGAAUAUUUGGAUAUGGAUUUGCCACUGUUUUCACGAAUUGUAGGCAUUCCAGUUGGCCUUAAGACUCUCAAAAUAACAGGGAUCGACGAGUUACCUACAAGACUACUCAAGCUGGUUGAGAACGUCCAUCGACUAUAUCUCGAGAUUGAGGGACUGGAAACGGAGGGUUUCUGUCAGACGUCUCUUGAGACUGAGUUUGACUUUGUUAUGGAGUCAGUUCGAGAGUUACACAUUGUCGGUGGCGUUUCUGACCUGGUCGUUCUAAAACUUCUUGAUAUCACUCCUCAGGCUCGAGUUUUGGUUGUUCGAGAUGCUCAGCCGUUAUCUGACCAAGCGUGCUUUGAGUCACUGCAUUGCAAGAAAAACCUCGAGAUGAUUUCAUGGUCAACUCAGGAGGAGAGUGUUAUUAUCAACUGA